AAAUGUGCAUUUGGGACGCUACUAAGCACAUUGUAAUUAAGUCUGUACUUCCAUUUUAAUCUUCACUUAUUCAUAUUUCAAACAGACCGAACUAGAACGCUCCAUAUGCGGGUAUUGUUAGCCACAUUGCAAGUUCAGUUGAUGUGCUACGCUGCUGCAUUAUGCUAAGGUUGUUUUUCUAUAGUAAGCACGUUACGCUGCGACACACAGAAUAAGGCACAUAUAAUAUCCAGUGACAUUAUGUGGCGGGUCACACCAUUUCGGAGCCGUUUAGGACUGGAAUAGGGAAAGAGAACACCAUAAAUCUAAGCUUCAGCAUGAUCGCGAGAGACAGGAGAGACGAUAGCUGAGUGUUCUUAAGAAACCUUGUCAGGUGCUGUCGAGUUGCACAGGUGUUUGAGGCGUCCUUGUCAGGGAGCAAGGACAGAAACACACAGAUAACAAGUGGGCCAUAAAUACUGUCUUCCAAAGGAAAACCCGAGUAUGGCAGGUGUAAAUACGGCAAAAGCGCUCACGCCCAAUGAAGCGAGGAUCGGCCUGCUGAUACAAUUAGCCAUAUGGUGCUUUGUCGGAGGUGCAGUCGGCCUUGUGGCGUAUGGCCCGCUCUUCACCGACGAUCACGCCAUCAGAGAUUCGGUCAAGGAUAUAUUCGGCCAUCCAGAUAUUGAGAGAGCGAUCACAACUGCGCAAUCCCUUCUUAUAGCAACCUAUGUCAUAGGUUUCCUUCCAUUGGUGGCCGUGUUGAUUGCCUGUGUUCUGUUGGUUCUAAUUUGCCGACAAAAGAGGGCGCUUCGCACGCAGAUUCUCUUUGGGAUUCUGCUUGUAUCAGCCUUGACGCUCUUUAUAUGCGGAGUGGCAGUUCUCGCCAUAGCGGACCAAGGGCGUAAAAACUGGAGCGCAGACUCUGAUCAAACUUUCAGAGUAUUGAAAAGUGACAUUUUGACCAAAUAUGGCAUGUCAGAAACGCACGAGAAGUUAACAGAUGGAUUGGACAGAAUUCAAACGCAGUACAAAUGUUGUGGCGUUGAUAAUGUCACCGAUUUUUGGGAAAGCCAGUGGAAGGCAAAAUUUGGACAAAGUGCCCCUGAAAGCUGUUGUAAUUUAGAAACGGACGAAAGCAACACUACAGCUUUGGAAAAAUGCAAACAGGAAGCGGAAUAUCUCCACGCCAGGAUUGAGACAAAUAUCACUGUCCUGCAGGUUGAAGGUUGCCGAGAUGCCAUCAAAACCUUCAUAGAAGGCCAGGUCUUUCACACCUUAAUUCUAUCGGGAGGUGUUGCUGCUUUCUUGGCCUUCGUCGUUAUUGCUCUGGUCAUUGCAAUUAUUGUGUUAUCUGUGUUGGAUAUGAGGAAGACAAAGAAGAAGGUAACUUUACAGGAAGUGGAUUCAAAAGCUCAAGCGCAGGCGCUGCUUUGA
This is a messenger RNA of Lingula anatina, 1416 nucleotides long. RefSeq lists its product as uncharacterized. NCBI's taxonomy places the organism in Eukaryota, Metazoa, Brachiopoda, Lingulata, Lingulida, Lingulidae. The record is from RefSeq and is a predicted model, not a curated record. Gene Ontology annotation, cellular component: plasma membrane.